Leptomonas pyrrhocoris is the source of this 2899-nucleotide messenger RNA. RefSeq names its product putative mitochondrial oligosaccharyl transferase subunit. The record is from RefSeq and is a predicted model, not a curated record. Lineage: Eukaryota; Euglenozoa; Kinetoplastea; Trypanosomatida; Trypanosomatidae. Gene Ontology annotation, molecular function: oligosaccharyl transferase activity. Bases 401 to 2899 code for a protein of 832 amino acids. The transcript has a single exon. Gene Ontology annotation, cellular component: membrane.
AGCUUUCAGAAUCAAAAGAAAAAAUUGUGAAGAAUCUUUCCGUGCAGCUGAUACCCGCUGCAUCGUCGGUGAAGUCUCAAUUGAUUGAGUUGAUUAAUUCAUCCUUCUUUAACUGAGGCGCCGUUUUCCUUGAGGUGCACUGUAGACUGUCUUGUACGUGCACGCUAUUUGUCAAACUACUAUCUACGCCAGCUUUUGUUCUCAGAAAUCGUCUUGUAGAGGACACCAGAGCAGAGGCUUCGGCCACCAUUCACAACUUUUUCUUUUCACGCGUUGGUCGCGAAAAGAAGCGUGUCUUCGCUUCGUUAUGUAGAUCCACUUUACAACGUACACUACUGUCGUGUUUUCCUUUUCUUUUUUCUUUUUUUGCCACCCCAGAGGCUCCUUGCCGUAAGUGAAAAUGGGACCACGGACUUCUCUAGAGAAGGGCGCCCCAAGAGCGGCGCCGAUUCCUGUGUCCAACGGAGCUCGUCCUUCAUGGACCAAAACGGCUCGCGCCUUUCGCGUCUUUCGCGUUAUGUUGAUCGCCUUCUGCAUCAUGGUGUCGCUUCACACAGCUUUUCAGACCCGACUGCUCUCUGUGAAAAUGUACGGCUACCUAAUCCACGAGUUCGACCCGUGGUUCAACUACCGCGCCACGGAGUACAUGUCCGAGCACGGCUGGAAGGCGUUCUUCCGCUGGUUCGACUACAUGAGCUGGUACCCGCUGGGCCGCCCCGUCGGCUCCACCACGUACCCCGGCCUGCAGUUCACCGCCGUCGCCAUCCACCGCGUGCUGGCCGCGCUGGGGGUGCGCAUGUCGCUCAAUGAUGUGUGCGUGCUCAUCCCGGCGUGGUUCGGCUCCAUCGCCACGGCGCUGGUGGCUCUCAUGGCUGAUGAGAUGAGCAACUCUGGCCUCACUGCCGUCAUCGCCGCAUUUACCUUUAUGAUUUUGCCCGCACACCUGAUGCGGUCCAUGGCCGGCGAGUUCGACAACGAGUGCAUCGCCAUGGCGGCCAUGCUGCUCACCUUCUACCUGUGGGUCCGCUCCCUCCGCACGCGUGCCUCGUGGCCCAUCGGUGCGCUGGCGGGCGUGGCGUACGGCUACAUGGCGGCCGCGUGGGGCGGCUACAUUUUUGUGCUCAACAUGGUGGCCCUGCACGCCGGUGUGGCGGCGCUGGUGGACUGGGCACGCAACACGUACAGCCCGUCGCUGCUGCGCUCCUACGCGCUGUUCUACGUCGUCGGCACCGCCCUCGCCACGCGCGUGCCGCCCGUCGACAUGGCGCCCUUCCGCUCGCUGGAGCUGCUCGGUGCCUUGGUGGUGCUCGUCUUCCUCUGCGGCCUGCAGGUGUGCGAGGUGCUGCGCCGGCGUGCCGACGUCGAGGUGCGCUCCUCCGCCAACCUGAAGAUCCGCAUCCGCGUGUUCGGCGCGAUGGCCGGUGCCGGUGCCCUGGUGAUCGCCGUGCUGGCCCCCACCGGCUACUUCGGCCCGAUGUCGGCUCGCGUGCGUGCGCUCUUUGUGCAGCACACCCGCACCGGCAACCCGUUGGUGGACUCCGUCGCGGAGCACCAGCCCGCCUCCCCGGAAGCCUUCUGGACGUUUCUGCACAUCUGCAGCGUGAUGUGGGGACUGGGUGUAUUGCUGAUGACCGUCUCGUUGCCCCUCGACUACACCCCUGCCAAGCUUUUUUGGCUUCUCAAUUCCGCAGCUGCGUACUACUUUAGUCUGCGGAUGUCGCGACUGGUGCUGCUGUCGGGACCACCGGCGUGCCUUCUCACCGGCUACUUUACUGGAGCCUUGCUGGACGCGGCCGCGAAGUUGACUUUCUGGGACAGCGAAGCCACCAAGGCCAGGAUGGUGGAUGAGGCGGAGCAGCCCACUGCGACAGCCACGAACGGCGCCGCAACUCAGCGUAGCUCCAAAGCGGCUCACGUAGAGGAAGAGGCGUGCGCUCCGCCGCCCUCUUGUUUUACGGAUAUUAUUGACCGUAGUAGUAUGCCUUGGUGGCCUCGACUGCUCCUCUGCCUUUCCUUGUGGGCCCUUGCUGCUGCCAUUGGGUGGAACCUCGUUGGCUCAGACUUCAUUGCACAUGCGACGAUGUUCAGUCAGCACGCGUCAAACCCUAUGAUUGUCUUCCGGGCACGCGUGCGGGACCCACUGACUGGCAAGCCGACAGACAUCGUGGUUGACGACUACGUGGCGAGUUACAAGUGGCUGAGUAAACAAACCCCGCGUAGUUCGCGUGUGCUUGCCUGGUGGGACUACGGCUAUCAGAUCACCGGCAUCGGCAACCGCACGUCGCUCGCGGACGGCAACACGUGGAACCACGAGCACAUCGCCACCAUCGGCAAGAUGCUGACGUCGCCCGUUGCGGAGGCGCACUCGCUGGUGCGACACAUGGCGGACUACGUUCUCAUCUGGGCUGGGCAGAAUAAAGACGAUUUAAUGAAAUCACCGCACAUGGCCCGCAUCGGCAACAGCGUCUACCGCGACAUCUGUCCUGAUGACCCGCUGUGCCGCCACUUUAGUUUCCUCGAUCGAGAGUUCCGCAAACCCACGCCGACGAUGCGGGCCUCGCUGCUGUACAACCUGCACGAGAACAAAGUUGCUCCAGGCGUCGAGGUCGACCCGGCUCUCUUCCAGGAGGUGUACACCUCUAAGUAUGGCCUCGUGCGCAUCUACAAAGUGAUGAACGUCAGCCGUGAGAGCAAGAGGUGGGUGGCCGAUCCCGCCAACCGCGUGUGCAACCCGCCGGGGUCGUGGAUCUGCCCGGGUCAGUACCCGCCCGCGAAGGAGAUUCAGGCCAUGCUUGCCCACCGUGUGGAGUUUGAGCAGGAGGGGACCUUCAACCCCAAGCGCAAUGACUCGUAUUACAAGGCUUACAUGAAUGAGGCACGCCACGUUGCAGCGCUGUAA